Molecule: messenger RNA, 6892 nt
Organism: Sceloporus undulatus (fence lizard)
Lineage: Eukaryota; Metazoa; Chordata; Lepidosauria; Squamata; Phrynosomatidae
Gene: BCL11A
Product: BAF chromatin remodeling complex subunit BCL11A
Exons: 3
Coding region: 678-3068 (796 amino acids)
Biological process (GO): regulation of transcription by RNA polymerase II; negative regulation of dendrite development
Cellular component (GO): nucleus
Molecular function (GO): DNA-binding transcription factor activity; RNA polymerase II cis-regulatory region sequence-specific DNA binding
Source: RefSeq, a predicted model, not a curated record
CCCCGCCGGGUGUCCAUUGGCGUGGCUGCCUGGCUGCCUCCUCCUCCUGCCGCCGCCGCCGCUUCCCUCCCGCGCCUCCUUCGCCCUGCCCAUGUUUUGUAGGUCUGUGUCCAUCCAGCCGCUUGACGUUCAAGUUCGUCGGGAACGUCACGUCCGCACUUGAACUUGCAGCUCAGGGGGGGCUUUUGCCAUUCUCUCUCUCUCUCUCUCUCUUUUUCCCUCCUCUCCUCUCCUUUCCCUUUCCCUCCUUUCUUCUUCCCUCCUCUGGCACCAAAAGAAAAAGAAAAGCGGGAGAAGAAAAAGAAAGAAAGAGGAACCCCAAGGAGCCAGAAAUAAUCCUAAUAACCCUACUCCUAGUAGUAAAGAGAGCCACCCUGACCAUGCCUGCCCCUCUGCCACCCUUCCUCCUCCUCCCCCUCCUCCCCGCGCCAUCUUUGUAUCAUUUCUAAUUUAUUUUCGGAUGUCAAGAGGCAUUGAUGAAGAGCUUGGCUGGGGAGAGUCCUGCCUGGCUCCCGAGGUGAGCCGGGAAGGCGAGCCCCAGAAGGACCAGGAGAGGAGGAGGAGGAGGAAGGAAAGCGUCUCCUCCGAGAGAGAGACCCCCGAAGACCCAACGACAACAGCAGCAGCAGCAGCAGCAGCAGCGGCCACCAGGACCCUCCGCCGCCGCCGCCGCCGCGAUGUCUCGCCGCAAGCAAGGGAAGCCUCAGCACUUAAGCAAGCGGGGAUUCUCACCCGAACCUAUUGAAGCCAUUCUUACGGAUGAGGAACCAGAUCAUGGUACGUUGGGAGCUCCAGAAGGGGACCAUGACCUCCUUACCUGUGGCCAGUGUCAGAUGAACUUCCCGUUGGGGGACAUCCUUAUUUUUAUUGAGCACAAACGGAAGCAAUGCAAUGGCACUCUUUGCCUAGAGAAGGCUGUGGAUAAGCCCCCAUCACCCUCGCCGAGCGAGUUGCGAAAAGCAUCCAAUCCUGUGGAGGUUGGCAUCCAGGUCACGCCUGAAGAUGACGAUUGUUUGUCAACGUCAUCUAGAGGAAUUUGCCCUAAGCAGGAACAUAUAGCAGGUAAAGAUGAACCCAGCAGCUACACGUGUACGACAUGUAAACAGCCAUUCAACAGCGCCUGGUUUCUUUUGCAACAUGCACAGAACACUCAUGGAUUAAGAAUCUACUUAGAAAGUGAACACGGAAGUCCCCUGACACCACGGGUUGGUAUCCCAUCAGGACUAGGUGCAGAAUGCCCUUCCCAGCCACCACUCCAUGGGAUUCAUAUUGCAGACAAUAACCCUUUUAAUCUGCUCAGAAUACCCGGGUCAGUUGCGAGAGAAGCUUCAGGUCUUGGAGAAGGGCGCUUCCCUCCCACACCGCCUUUGUUUAGUCCCCCUCCAAGACAUCACUUGGAUCCCCAUCGCAUAGAGCGCCUGGGUGCUGAAGAAAUGGCCCUUGCAACCCAUCACCCCAGUGCCUUUGACAGGGUGCUGCGACUCAACCCCAUGGCCAUAGAGCCCCCAGCUAUGGAUUUUUCCAGGCGGCUUCGGGAGUUAGCUGGAAACACUUCUAGUCCGCCAUUGUCACCGAACCGUCCCAGUCCUAUGCAAAGGUUACUGCAACCAUUCCAGCCAGGCAGCAAGCCACCAUUUCUGGCAACUCCGCCUCUUCCUCCUCUUCAGUCUGCUCCUCCCCCUUCCCAGCCUCCCAUCAAAUCCAAGUCCUGUGAAUUUUGUGGGAAAACCUUCAAGUUUCAGAGCAACUUAGUUGUCCACCGUCGGAGCCACACUGGAGAAAAACCGUACAAGUGCAGCCUUUGUGACCACGCGUGUACUCAAGCGAGCAAGCUAAAGCGCCACAUGAAAACCCAUAUGCACAAGUCCUCCCCAAUGACCGUCAAGUCGGAUGACGGUCUCUCCACAGCCAGCUCCCCAGAGCCAGGAACCAGCGACCUUGUCGGCAGUGCGAGCAGCGCCCUCAAAUCUGUUGUGGCCAAGUUCAAAAGUGAGAAUGACUCCAAUAUGAUUCCGGAAAAUGGGGAUGAAGAAGAGGAAGAAGAGGAGGAGGAGGAAGAAGAGGAAGAAGAAGAAGAGGAAGAAGAUUUGACUGAAAACGAAAGGCCGGACUAUGGAUUUGGCAUUAACCUAGAAGCAGCUCGUCACCAUGAGAACAAUUCCCGGUCCAUCGAGGAGAAUCGCGCAAUGCCAGAUGUCAUGCAGGGAAUGGUCCUGAGUUCCAUGCAGCACUUCAGCGAGGCCUUCCAUCAGGUACUCAGCGAGAAGCAUAAACGAGGGCAUUUGUCUGAACCUGAGGUGCAUAGAGACACUUGCGAUGAAGACUCAGUAGCCGGUGAAUCUGAUCGCAUUGACGACGGUGCCAUGAACGGCCGGGGCUGCUCCCCUGGUGAGUCUGCCUCCGGAGGUUUGUCCAAAAAGCUGCUCCUGGGUAGCCCCAGCUCCUUAAGCCCUUUCUCCAAACGCAUCAAACUUGAGAAGGAGUUUGACCUCCCAGCGGCAGCUAUGCCUAACACUGAAAAUGUUUACUCCCAGUGGCUUGCUGGGUAUGCUGCCUCUCGGCAGCUGAAAGAUCCAUUCCUCAGCUUCGGAGACUCCCGACAAUCGCCUUUUGCUUCCUCCUCAGAACACUCCUCCGAAAACGGAAGUUUACGCUUCUCGACGCCUCCUGGGGAGAUGGAUGGAGGGAUAUCAGGCCGUAGCGGUACAGGAAGUGGAGGAAGCACCCCGCAUAUUAGUGGUCCAGGCCCUGGAAGGCCUAGCUCAAAAGAGGGCAGACGCAGCGACACUUGUGAGUACUGUGGGAAAGUCUUCAAGAACUGUAGUAACCUCACUGUCCACAGGAGGAGCCACACUGGGGAAAGGCCUUAUAAAUGUGAGCUGUGUAACUACGCCUGCGCCCAGAGUAGCAAACUCACCAGGCACAUGAAAACGCAUGGUCAGGUGGGGAAGGACGUUUACAAAUGUGAAAUUUGUAAGAUGCCUUUUAGCGUGUACAGUACCCUGGAAAAACACAUGAAAAAAUGGCACAGUGACCGAGUCUUGAAUAAUGACAUAAAAACUGAAUAGCGGUAUAUUAACAUGUCCCCUUCUCCUAAUUUUCCCCAACCUGCUCCCCCCCCCCCCCCCCCCAUAUAGAGGUUUUCUAGUCCCUUGUGAGUAAAAUAUUGGAAGCUAAGGAUGAUGUUAAGAAAGUGCUUGUCACCAGCACACCUGUUUUCAUUUUCCUUUUUUUAAUCUUUAUUUUGUUUUUUAAUUUUUUCCCCUUUCUUUUUUCUGUUUUCACCAUUUGAAUGCAUGAUCUGUAAUGGGGCAAUACUACGCAAACUUUGAGCCUUUCUCUUGUGCAAUAAUUUACAUGUUGUGUAUGUUUAUUAAUUUUUUAAAAAAAUUAGGCAGCAUGUGUGGUAUGGUUAUGGCUGGGUUCUUUUUUUAAAAAAAGAAAAAUUGUCCCCCAAUUCGUUGCUGAGCGAACACACAAAAACAUACUCACACUCAUGCAUGCAUGCACACCUGCACGCACACACAAACAGAGAGUCCACCAUGGCUGUUUCCAACAAUUUUCCAGAGAGGGGGGAUGAUAGAGAAAAGAAAACAACCAAAACAUUAUUUUUUAAAUAGUAUCAGCCAUGCUGCAUACAUUCCCUGGACACAUAUCAUGCCCAGAUUUGGUUUUGAAACAUAUAGAGGAAGAUGUCCUUUGAAUUAGCUCUCUAUGGACAGAUAGAUAACACUGAAAAGGAAAGGGAAAAAAAUCCAUUGUGUUACCAUGAUCUCUGUCUUUAAAAAAGAUUUGACAUAUCAGUUCUUUUUGUGGCUUCGGGGGGAGGGGAGGAAAAAAUAGGCCUUUUAUUGAACAAUGAGGACAUAAAUGAGACUUAAAUUUGUACUAUCAUUUGGUUUAAAGCAGAAUUUUGAGUGCCUUGAAUCUAUUUAAGCCAUGUUGGUGGCAACUCUACUUGUUCUAAACUUGUAGUUCAACUUCCGCCCUGGGCAAUGGAAAGGAGUCCUUUAGGACCUAGCCAAUAAUUCUGUAUUGUACUUCUCACAACAGUGGCUACCUAAAAACAAAAAGGAAAUUAACCAAGAAAACCCAAGAAGUCCUAGUUAAUCAUCAUUUCAAACUUUUCCCCCUGCCCUCUUUUUCUUCAGUCUGUAAAAAUACAAAAUAAGUCACAUCGCUCGCAUUGAUUCUGUUCCAAUUGAGAAAACUGAAAACAAUCGCAACUCUCUUUCCCUUUUCCCCUAUGAGUAAGUACCCUGUCCCUCCACCACCCCAGUUUCAAAAUUAUGAUUAUUAUUUUGACAAUUAAAAAAAGAAUGUGAAAUGUGCAGAAGGCCUUGAAGAUAAUUAAAUACACUAGGAGGGGGGGAUUCAAUGUAAUGAAGAUUUUUCAAAUAUCUUUUAGUGAUUCUGGCACAAAGAAAAAUUAAAAAUAGAAAGCUAAAAGAGAGAGAGAGAGAGAGAGAGAAAAGGAAUUAGGAUAAUUAACUCCAGGUCCCAUUGGUUGUCAAGUUGACAAUCAAAUUAGAAACGUACAACCUUGUGUAUCAUCUAUUGAUCUCUUUGUAUAGAGAAAGACAUAUAAAACAAGCCCGGCAAUAAUGACGUACUGAGGUUUAACACAGUAGUGCAAAAAUAAUAAUAAUAAUAAUUAAUAUAUAUAUAUAAUGAUUUAUUAGCACAAUGUGGUACUGUUUGCCAUUUAAAACUAAGAACAGGUUAUAAGCUAAUACUGGUAUGAUGAUUAACUAUGAGCUAUUCAGAUUUGCCUUGGAGUGUGACAUUCUGGAAGAAGGAAAAAGAAGAGAGAGAUGAUUUUAGAAAGAGUAGCGGUGUAUGUCUGUGCUCCCUAAAAGUUCUUCAUUUUGUUUCAUUUGAUCAUAUGCUACAUGCUAUAGUUGUGUUGACAUGGAAAAAGGAUUCAUUGUUUUUAUGAUUAAGCUAGCAUCUGCCCCGCUGGAUGUUCACAUAGCACUUGACUCAGCCUGUCGUGUCUGUAUCUUUUCCUUUUAAUCAGAGGUACACAGGUUGAGUAUAAAAAAAGAAAAGAAACUUUUUAAGACUGCUCAGAUAGGACAAUUUAAAUGCACUGUACAAUUUUCCCAGUUUACAGGUUCUUAUACUUUUAAGGGAAAAAUUGCAAGAUUUAAUGAGAAAAAAAUUUUUUUGUUUAAAAAAAAAGUGAGCGCGAUCUCAUGCUGAUGAGCAUCUUAAAGAAACUCUUGCCAGCUUGCCGUUUGUACUUGACUAAGAAUGACUGGGACGCAACAUUACGGCGCUGUGAAUGGGAACAGGUUCUGCGAUUAUAUUAAAAAUAUAACGAAUUAUUGCUCUCGCUCUUACAGUGCAAGGAUGUGGUUUUUUUUGUACAAAUCUUUUUAAAAUAUAAAUGUUAUGAUUUUUUCCCUUUUUUUAAAAAAAACAACAGCAACACUUCAUUAUGUUUAGGGGGAAAAAUAUGUAUUUUAGGUUUCAUUGUCUUGGUGGUGUACAAGACCUGUUCUUCAUUGAAAACCAGUAGUUACAAAUCUUAUGCCUUGGAUAGACACACAACUUUUCAGGUUGUAAAAUAAAUGCAUCGGGGGAAAGGUUUUAAGGUAUAUAGUACUUAAAUAUAGGAAAUGCACACGCCUGUUGGUUCCUAUGCGAAGCAGAAGAAGAGGAAGAGGAGGAAGAAGAAGCAAACAAAAACGAAGAUAAAAUGCAUUUAUGGUCUCUUUUUUCUGUAAUUUCUAGAAUGGUAUUUGAAUUUAAUGUUCACCUAGAGUAGGCACUAUAGUAUUUAUAAUGAAGCUUGUAUUUUUAACUGUUGCUUGUUUCUCUUUAAAAAAGAAAAAAAAGGUCUCAAUGUACCUUUUUUUGGUAGUGGAAAAACACACACAGACACACAAACAGGCUGCCACAGUAUAUUUUUUUAAUUUGGCAGGAUAAUAUAGUGCAAAAUAUUUGUAUGUUUCAAAAAAAUUUUUUUUUGGGACAAGAGUGUGACAUUGUAUGGAUAAGAGGCCAUAUAAUGGCUGCUUUUUUGUGGCGGGGUGGGAUUGGGACAGAAAUCAAAACAAAAUCUGUUUGAAUGUCGCACUGAACGAGCAUCGCAGAUGGUUGUACAUAUCAAAAGUUCUUUUGGGGUUUCUUUGUUUUCCUGCUGCCAUAUUGUAUGCAGUAAUAAUGCAAGGUGAUGUUGGUUUGUUCUGUAGUGUGAUCUUUGGUCUUUCUUCUUCUUCUCUUUACCCCUUUACAUUCCAGCAUCUUUAAAAAAAAACUUCAUAUGCAGUAAAAGGAAAAAAAUGAAAAAAAAAAAUAGAAUGAAAGGGAAAAAAAUUAAAAGUUUUGCAGGUUUUUUUUUCCAUUGCCAAAAAGAAAAGAAAAAAAACUAAAAAUGGUGCUUUAUAUAUUUAGAUCGGGAAAGGAUUUCAUAUGCAAAGCAUAUUAAAAAAGAGAGAACCCCGCUGGAGUCAAUAACCUUUUUUGUAUAUGGCAAUGCAAAAUAUUUUGUUAUUCUCAGCCUUUUCUAUUCCUGUAAUGAAAGCUGUUUGUCGUAACUUGAAAUUUUAUCUUUUACUAUGGAAGUCACUAUUUAUUAUUGCUUAUGCGCUCUGUUCAGAACAGAGGCGUCAGAUUUGAUCUUUGUUUGGGUUUUUUAAUUUUUUUUAUUUUUGUAUUAUUAUUUAGAUGACCAAAGGUCAUUCGCAACCUGGCUCUUUAUUGUAUUUUUUUCCUAGUCUUUGUUAAGUUCUAUUGGGAAAACCACUGUCUUUGUGUUUUUGUUUUUUUCGGAGGGGGUGUCUUUUUUUUUUAACUGGGCAGUUGUCUGCAUUACCUGUUCAUUCACCCAUUUUGUCCCCUUAAUUGAAAAAAAUAAAAAUAAAAAAAUAUUGCUUAAAGUACA